AUGGACCUUUCACCCGAUCACACGCAAUCCUUCCAGGAUGCAGAUCGCGGACUCAUAGAUCGCCUUGAUCCCUGCAUAAUCACAGAUAAUCAAGACCACGCUAUAUGGGACAAUGAAGCUUACAAUUUCUUGGCCGAAACAUCUGUUCCAAAUACCGCAAACCCUUCUCUAUGGCGCCAGGCUCAACUUGUUGCGAAACAAGGCCUUUACAAAGUUGUCGACGGCAUAUACCAAAUCCGAGGCUUUGAUCUCUCGAAUAUUACUUUCAUUGAGGGAGAAAAGGGGAUAAUUAUCAUCGAUUCCCUUACUUCUGCUGAGUGUGCCAAGGCUGCGCUUGGUCUCUACCGCAAAAAUCGUGGCAACAGGCCCGUGGUAGGCAUGAUCUACACCCACAGUCAUGCUGAUCACUUUGGCGGAGCAGGGGGAAUCAUAUCCAAGGCUGAAUCUACCAAGAUACCGAUAAUUGCUCCUCAAGGCUUCCUUGAGCACGCUGUCAGCGAAAAUAUUUUCGCUGGCAACGCUAUGGCUCGCAGGGCAGGAUAUAUGUAUGGUUAUGAAUUGGCAAAGAAUCCCCGUGGCCAGAUCAGUUGCGGAUUGGGAUCAACCCUCUCCUCCGGAACAGUUACAAUUAUCCCUCCAACCCUCGACAUCACUCAUACCGGGCAAGUGGAGGUAAUUGAUGGAGUGGAACUAUUCUUCCAGAUCACGCCGGGAACCGAAGCGCCGGCUGAGAUGAAUAUUUAUCUCCCCCAAUUUCGAACCCUGUGCAUGGCUGAGAAUGCGACGCAAGGCCUACAUAACAUCGCAACGCCCAGAGGAGCUGCUGUGCGUGAUGCUCUUGCAUGGUCCUCCUACAUGGAUGAGUCAAUCAUUCUCUUUGCGGAGAAGACAGACACUAUCUUCGCAUUACACCACUGGCCGAUAUGGGGUAAUGACAGAAUAUUGGAAUAUCUCGCCGAGCAAAGGGAUUUAUACGCAUACUUGCACGAUCAGACCGUACGGUUGAUUAAUCAGGGCCUCACGGGGAUUGAAAUUGCCGAGGAUUUCUCGCUUCCCCCCAAACUCCAGUCUGCCUGGCAUGCACAAGGCUUCUACGGGACAGUUGUUCACAAUGUCAAGGCAAUCUACCAGCGUUACAUGACUUGGUUUGACGGAAACCCAUCUCAUCUGUGGGAGCACCCCCCGGUCCCCUCUGCCAAACGUUACGUUGCUUGCAUGGGUGGUGUCGAAGAAGUUCUUAGGAAAUCCGAGAGUUACAUCAAGGAAGGUGAUCUGCGUUUUGCUGCAACACUGCUUAACCACCUCGUUUUCGCUGACCCAGAAAACAAAGACGGAAAGGAAUUAUUGGCAUCAACAUAUGAAAAGCUUGGAUACGGCGCUCAGAAUGGCCCAUGGCGCAACUUCUACUUGACCGGUGCCAGCGAAUUGCGCGGCCAAAAGACGUCUAAGAAUCUACUGUCCGACCAGUCUGAGAUGAUGAAGGCGCUAUCUCUUCAUCAGCUUUUUGCAUCCAUUGCGGUGCGACUGAAUGGCCCCCAGGCUCAGGCGCAUGCCUUCACAAUCAAUUUGUACUUGACCGAUCUGGAUGAAGGAUGUCGUCUCAUUCUCAGCAAUGGUACUUUGAUUCAUCGGACUGGGUUGAAACAAACGGAGAUGCAGAAUAGUGCGGCCGACUACUCUUGCUCCAUAACACAUUCUCACCUGCUCAGUUUCUUGGCCACGGGGAAACUUGGAGAGAUCGAGGCCGAGACAGGAGACCGCUCUUGUUUGCAGAAGCUAUUGUCUUUCAUCGUGAAUUUUGAGGGAGAUUUCAACAUUGUCCUACCAUGA
Molecule: messenger RNA, 1830 nt
Organism: Penicillium cinerascens
Lineage: Eukaryota; Fungi; Ascomycota; Eurotiomycetes; Eurotiales; Aspergillaceae
Product: alkyl/aryl-sulfatase
Exons: 1
Coding region: 1-1830 (609 amino acids)
Biological process (GO): dodecyl sulfate metabolic process
Molecular function (GO): protein dimerization activity; linear primary-alkylsulfatase activity
Source: RefSeq, a predicted model, not a curated record